AUGACAACGACACCACAACCUUCAAAUACCAACCCUUCUAGAGUAAUACCAUUGACGUGCUCUGGGCAUACUCGUCCAGUUGUACAUUUACAAUUUUCGCCCAUCACUGAUGGAACAUAUUAUUUGAUAAGUGCUUAUGGAAAUCCAAUGCUUAGAGAUGGUCCAACGGGAGAUUGGAUAGGUACUUUUAUGGGUCAUAAAGGAGCAGUUUGGAGUGCUAAAUUGAGUAAAGAUGCCUCGAAAGCUGUCACGGCUUCGGCUGAUUUUACAGCAAAAGUAUGGGACACUUAUACAGGCGAUGUACUUCAUUCUUUUACUCAUGGUCAUAUUGUACGUUCAACAGAUAUUUCAGAUGAUGGAACGCGCAUUGUAUCUGGGGGACAAGAAAAAAAGUUGAGAAUAUAUGAUUUAAAUACAAGUGAACCAACUGCGGAGGCAGAAGGACAUGAAUCUACUAUUAAAAGUGUCAUUUGGGAUGGGGAAAGGAAUGUUGUAUUAAGUGCUGGGGAUGAUAAGGAAAUUCGUCAAGUUAAUACUUUCAAAACAGAACAUUCUAUUACUAGUAUGGAACUUUCAGCUGAUGGGAAAUAUAUCACAUGUACGGCUGGAAAGAUUGUAUAUUUUCUGGAUGCUUCGACUUAUCAAGCCGCCAAAUCUAUCGCAACAGCUUAUGAUGUUUCUUCAGUUUCUUUACAUCCAGAUCACAAGAGAUUUGUAGCAGGAGGAAGUAACGAUUUAUGGGUAAGGAUAUAUGAUUUCGAGAGUGGUAAAGAACUCGAGGUUUAUAAAGGUCAUCACGGACCAAUUCAUACAGUAAGCUAUAGUCCUGAUGGAGAAAUUUAUGCUACUGGUUCAGAGGAUGGCACUAUAAGAUUGUGGCAGACGACGCCUGGAAAGAGUUAUGGACUUUGGCAAAAUAAAGCUACUAAAGAAGAAAAGGAAAAUGAAAAAGUAUAA
Messenger RNA from Diversispora eburnea, 957 nucleotides. Lineage: Eukaryota; Fungi; Glomeromycota; Glomeromycetes; Diversisporales; Diversisporaceae. The record is from the annotation of a GenBank genome assembly.